Molecule: messenger RNA, 468 nt
Organism: Lachancea mirantina
Lineage: Eukaryota; Fungi; Ascomycota; Saccharomycetes; Saccharomycetales; Saccharomycetaceae
Source: the annotation of a GenBank genome assembly
AUGCCACGCAUCAAGACCAAGCGCACCAAACCUGCGCCCGAAGGUUUCGAAAAAGUGAAGCCCACGCUUGUCGACUUCGAGUUGCAGCUUAAAGAGGUUCAGAGCGACAAGGCCUCGCGGCUCUCCGCGAAGGCAGAAGAGGGCGUUUGGAAAGUGUUCCAGAUAUCUCACGAACGCUCUCGCUACGUAUACAAUCUCUACUACAAGCGGCACGCGAUCUCGCGCGAGUUGUACGAGUGGCUGCUACGCGAGAAGUACGCGGACAAAACCCUGAUCGCCAAGUGGAAGAAAAAGGGCUAUGAGAAACUGUGCUGUCUGCGCUGCAUCCAGAGCACCGAGACCGCUCAGGGUACCACCUGUAUCUGCCGUGUACCGCGCUCCACGCUCGAGGAGAACAGCAAAGACGGCAAAGUCACGUUCCAGCGGUGCGUCCACUGCGGCUGCAGUGGAUGCGCGAGCACGGACUGA